AUGCUGAAGAUCUCUGGAACUCCAACACCCGGAAAACCUCAGACUUCCAUUCAUUGUUCUGUUCAAUUCCAUCCUUGCAUUGAUAUACACAAGGGUAAAGUGAAACAAAUUGUUGGAUCAACACUUCAAGAUUUAAAGGGGGAUGGGUCUAAUCCUGUGACCAAUUUUGAAUCUGAUAAGUCAGCGGCUGAGUAUGCUGAUCUUUAUAAAGAGGAUGGGCUUACUGGUGGUCAUGUAAUUAUGCUUGGAGCAGAUCCUUUAAGCAAAGCUGCUGCCUUAGAGGCAUUACAUGCUUAUCCAGGCGGUCUGCAAGUUGGAGGUGGAAUAAAUUCUGACAAUUGUUUGAGUUACAUUGACGAAGGAGCAAGCCAUGUCAUUGUCACAUCUUAUGUAUUUAACAAUGGACAAAUGGAUCUCGAGAGGCUCAAAGAUCUUGUACGAAUUGGUGGAAGACAGGGGCUUGUGUUGGAUCUCAGCUGCAGAAAAACGGUCAAAUAGAUUUAUUUGUAUUAAAUAGUUUAUUCUAUCCCGGAAAAAUAAAAAUUCUGGAAGAGUGAUUUGGCACUAAUGUGUAGCACAACUCUAGUAACUUGAGAUUUCAGUAAGAAUUUUCUUUUAUGGACUUGUGAAUACUGUGAUUUAAUAUUCAGCUAACAGGUAUAAAAUAUUCAAGAGCAAUCCUAUCUAA
This is a messenger RNA of Prosopis cineraria, 688 nucleotides long. RefSeq names its product 1-(5-phosphoribosyl)-5-[(5-phosphoribosylamino)methylideneamino] imidazole-4-carboxamide isomerase, chloroplastic-like. Bases 1 to 498 code for a protein of 165 amino acids. The transcript has 5 exons. The record is from RefSeq and is a predicted model, not a curated record. Gene Ontology annotation, molecular function: 1-(5-phosphoribosyl)-5-[(5-phosphoribosylamino)methylideneamino]imidazole-4-carboxamide isomerase activity. Gene Ontology annotation, biological process: L-tryptophan biosynthetic process; L-histidine biosynthetic process. Lineage: Eukaryota; Viridiplantae; Streptophyta; Magnoliopsida; Fabales; Fabaceae. Gene Ontology annotation, cellular component: cytoplasm.